This is a messenger RNA of Cervus elaphus (red deer), 1638 nucleotides long. RefSeq names its product paired like homeodomain 3 (gene PITX3). The coding region runs from base 397 to 1305 and encodes 302 amino acids. The record is from RefSeq and is a predicted model, not a curated record. Gene Ontology annotation, cellular component: nucleus. Gene Ontology annotation, molecular function: RNA polymerase II cis-regulatory region sequence-specific DNA binding; DNA-binding transcription factor activity, RNA polymerase II-specific. Lineage: Eukaryota; Metazoa; Chordata; Mammalia; Artiodactyla; Cervidae. The transcript is spliced from 5 exons. Gene Ontology annotation, biological process: regulation of transcription by RNA polymerase II; anatomical structure morphogenesis.
CCCGAUGCGCGAGGCUAGCCGCUGCGGGCUGGGGGCGCCCUGGGCUGCCAUAAAGUGAAUGGGCGCCGGCGGGGGGUGGCAGUCCGCGGCGAGGCUUACUCUCUCCCAGCGAGUCCGGGAGCGCCGGAGCGGAGCGGCGGCCCCGGGCGCAGGGGGGCGGCCCCCACCCCGGCCGGGUGCCCGGCCUCUGGCCCCUGCUUGCCCUCCAGACUGCGGCCGCCGCCGCCGCUGCCGGGAGUCUGCCUGCUGCGGGACUCACUCUGGGAGAGGGCCCUGAUUUCUUUGGAUCCAUACAAUGACCGCCCACUCUGACUCCAACUCUUUAACCAGAACCCAGUUAAGCUGAAGGGAACAAAGUAGAGGGAACUCUCCUGAUCUAUAGUUCUCGAGCCCCUGAUGGAGUUCGGCCUGCUGAGCGAGGCAGAGGCCCGGAGCCCGGCCCUCUCGCUGUCAGAUGCUGGCACCCCCCACCCCCCACUCCCCGAACACGGCUGCAAGGGCCAAGAGCACAGCGAUUCGGAGAAGGCCUCGGUUUCGCUGCCCGGCGGCUCCCCCGAAGACGGCUCGCUGAAGAAGAAGCAGCGGCGGCAGCGCACGCACUUCACCAGCCAGCAGCUGCAGGAGCUGGAGGCGACCUUUCAGAGGAACCGCUACCCCGACAUGAGUACGCGCGAAGAGAUCGCCGUGUGGACCAACCUCACCGAGGCCCGCGUGCGGGUAUGGUUCAAGAACCGGCGCGCCAAGUGGAGAAAGCGCGAGCGCAGCCAGCAGGCGGAGUUGUGCAAGGGCGGCUUCGCGGCGCCGCUCGGGGGGCUGGUGCCGCCCUACGAGGAGGUGUACCCCGGCUACUCGUACGGCAACUGGCCACCCAAGGCCCUCGGCCCGCCGCUCGCCGCCAAGACCUUCCCGUUCGCCUUCAACUCGGUCAACGUGGGGCCUCUGGCUUCGCAGCCCGUCUUCUCGCCACCCAGCUCCAUUUCCGCCUCCAUGGUGCCCUCGGCCGCGACCGCCCCGGGCACCGUGCCUGGGCCCGGGGCUUUGCAGGGCCUAGGCGGGGGGCCCCCCGGGCUGGCUCCGGCCGCGGUGUCCUCGGGGGCCGUGUCCUGCCCUUACGCCUCGGCCGCAGCCGCAGCCGCCGCCGCCGCCUCCUCCCCCUACGUAUAUCGGGACCCGUGUAACUCGAGUUUGGCCAGCCUGAGGCUCAAGGCCAAACAGCACGCCUCUUUCAGCUAUCCCACCGUGCCGGGGCCGCCGCCGGCCGCCAACCUCAGUCCGUGCCAGUACGCUGUGGAACGGCCCGUCUGAAGGGCGCUGCCGGUCGAUCAUCCCUGAGGGUGGGGCGGUAAUGCACGGCCUUGACGGACUGGGGUCGUUUUGACUGGCUUGCCCCCACCCUCGGGGUCUGAGAGGAGAGCUGGGGUUGGGGAGGCGGCCGGCUCAGGAGAGAGCCUGCCCCCACUCCCAGGCUUGAGGGGUGGACUGGGCCCUUAGUCCGAGACCCUGGGACUAAGGCCAGGAACAGGGACCAGUUCCCCAGGGGCCAAUUCACCUUUGGCCCACCUCGCCUUCUCCAGAAUCCCUCUCCCUGGUUUUCAAAGAUAAAUGAAAUAAACGUGCGCGGACUGUCAGAGGCCUGGU